Molecule: messenger RNA, 1521 nt
Organism: Ectocarpus siliculosus
Lineage: Eukaryota; Phaeophyceae; Ectocarpales; Ectocarpaceae
Source: the annotation of a GenBank genome assembly
AUGAGAGGAACGCGGUUCAACCCAAGUGGCCGCAUGACGACGACGAUCAAGCUUCUGCUCGGGGCGGCCGCAGCCGCAGGCCUCCUCGGGUGCAACAGCAGCAACGUAGUCCUGGCCCAGACCACUACUAGCGGGUCGUCGUCUCUGUCGAGCAACCCGGACGGCUGCGUGGCCGACUACGACGCCGCGGCGGGCGUGGACUACUUCCCCGACAAGGCCGUCAUCGAGUACGCGGAGACGUUCACCGUGGAUUACUUGCCGACGUACAAGGUCCUCACAGUGUCGGAUGGGUUCUCGGACACGGUGUACGUCCUUUACCAGUGCGGCACGCCCGUGCCGGACCUCGACGACACGACCGUCGUGCAGCAGUACAUCAGCAUCCCCGUGUCGAACGUGUCUACCGGAACCACGGACCACGUCCCGAGAAUUGAGCUCCUGGGACACAGGGACAGCAUCGUGGCCUACACUGGCAACGUGGGGCUGAUCGGGUCGCCAUGCGUGGACGAACUCGUCGAUAACGGGACUGUGGUUCAGGCCCUGACGUUCGACACCGUGUGCGGGCAGGACAUCAUCGACAACGAGGCCCUCGUCAACGCCUCGGUAGAGGUGGCCUUCGGGGACUCGCUCACGACCUCGUGGUGCCCGAACGCCACCAUGGUGCACAACGGGGUGGCUGUCGUGUCGUACCUGGAGAGCGGGGAGGCCGUGGGACUCGGCCGCGCGGAGGCCAUCAAGCUCUUCUCGCUCUUCUACAACGAGGAGGCCAGGGCGAACGAGCUCUUCGACGAGAUCGAGACGGUGUGGUUCUGCACGAAGACCAACGCUCAAGGGUGCAGCCUCGAGCUGGACGAGUCACCCACCGUGGCUUGGUUCCCCUUCCUCCCGACGGACCAGGACUCGCUGUACUACGAGGCCGGCUCGGGUUGGGGCGAGCCCACCUUGGACUCUUACUACGGUCAGGCCGUCAACGAUACGGGAGGGACUAUGUUGGAUUGCGGGGUGGUCGAGGGCUUGAUGACGGAUGAGGAGAUGCUGGCCUGCUUCGCUGAUGCCGACAUCUGCGUCUUCGCCGCCGACUACGGCGAGGUGGAGCUGUUCUUCGACGCCGACGUGCUGAGCCAGCUCCGCUGCAUCCAGAACCAGACGGCCUACGACGUCACCCUCUCCGGCAUCAACGCGUGGUUCGAGGCCAUCUGGGUCGAGCCUCACGUACUGAUGCAGGACAUGGUGUCCGUGCUGCACGGCGAUGGCGUCAACUUUGGCAUCGGAGAGUACGAGCGGCUGUUGCUGCGGAACGUGUUCACCGAGCCGAGCGACGUGGGGUCCUACUACUCGGACGUGGGCACGUGCGAUGACCCGGACGCCAUCCUGGAGCUCCAGGGCGGCGACUGCGAGCUCCUGGUCGACUUCGGCGACUGCGGGACGUCCGUCACCGCGGACGCUGAGUCUCCGGGGUCGAGGGUCCUGCCGACGGGCUUCGCCCUGGCGGUCGUCGCGGGGGCCGCCGCCUUCCUGUGGUAG